Molecule: messenger RNA, 1231 nt
Organism: Cynoglossus semilaevis (tongue sole)
Lineage: Eukaryota; Metazoa; Chordata; Actinopteri; Pleuronectiformes; Cynoglossidae
Gene: brms1
Product: BRMS1 transcriptional repressor and anoikis regulator
Exons: 10
Coding region: 171-983 (270 amino acids)
Source: RefSeq, a predicted model, not a curated record
UUCUUAUUGAGUAGCCGAACAGUGGCUCUCGUCGCUGAUUGGUGGAUCUUCUCGAGCACCAAAGCGUCCAAAGAGUCAAAGUGGGGACAGAAGUGAAUAGAAGGAAGUAGAUUUUUUUUGUUUUUUGUUUACAAUGAAAAGUAUAGUGAAACUCCCGUAGACGAAGAGCUAUGCCAGCUCAACCAUCUGUGAGGGGACAAGACGAGGAAGAGAUGGAGGCGGAAGGAGAGUCACACCUCCCUGAAGCCAACGGAGAAGUGGAGGAGCUGAGGGACCAUGAAGAUGGAGGAGAGGAAAGUAUGGAAGAGAGGGACAGUGACUUAGAGGAGAGUGAAGAAGAAGAAGAAGACGAGGAGGAAGAGGAGAGUUCAGAGAUGGAUGAUGUAGACUGUGAGCGCAGGAGAGGAGAAUGUCUGGAUGAAAUGCUGGAUCUGGAGAAACAGUUCCAGGACCUGAAGGAGAAGUUGUUUCGGGAGCGGCUCAACCAAGUGAAGGUGAAGCUGGAUGAGGUGUUGACAGGAAAGGCUGGAGAAUACAGGGAGCCGCUGGCUGCACUACAAAACAAUAUGCAGAUACGAACACAAGUGGCAGGUAGUGCUGAUGGAGUGUACAGAGAGCUGUGUCUGCAGGUGAUCAAACACAAGCAUGAGUGUGAAGUGCAAGGAGCAAAGCAACACCUGGAGAGCGAGCGCACAUUGCUGUUUGAUGCUAUGAAGUCAGAGCUGCUGGAGAAGAUCCGCAGACUGGAGGAGGACAGACAGAAUAUAGACCUCAGCUCCGAGUGGAGUGAUGAGAUGAGGAGCAAGAAGUGUAAAAGGAAACAUCUGUUUGGUCCAUCAGAAAAGAAAAAGAAAGUUGCUCUCGUAGCUGGACCCUUUAUCGUCUACAUGUUGAGAGACAUUGACAUUCUCGAGGAUUGGACCACCAUUAAAAAAGCAAAGGCAGGUUUGUCACCACUAAAGAAGAAAACAGACACACGGUGAUGGACAGAGUCUCCCUGUCGCAGAGAAACCAAAUGGCACACACACACAUUCCAAAAUACUCUCACUAACAAUUCCACGUCGUCAGUGUCCUUGACUGAAGUCCAGCAGACUGUUGCAGUCCCAAAAUGUCUUCUUCACUGCUUGUUUGUUAUCUAUUGCUAUUUAUAAUACAUUUUUAAUGAGAAAAAACAUGUAUUUGUACAGAGAUUUAUAACGAUGAUUAAAUUUUUUUAAUCCUUUGUGCAACA